AUAAGCAUGAAUUAAUGAACUAUCUAAAUUGAUGUGUUUUUGCUGUUGAAAGAUGACCUUUGCCUUGAAGGCUUUUUGCUCUAUUGGGAUUAUUUAACAUCCGUAUUAUGACCCGAAUAGACCUAAUUUUAUCAAUCUUUGCCCUGCUCUUCUAUCAAUAAACUUUCCUAUCCACAUUCGAUUUCUCUCGACACACAUGAAUAAUCCAGCUUUCAAACCUGAUUACACAAAUAAUUGCAUAGAAAGUUGAUGAAAGAUGCUGAGAAAGAAAAAAGAAGAAAAACAAGAAAAACAAGAAAAUUUUAUCCUGAGAAAGUUUCGUUCGUUCGCUCGCAUGUGAUUUUUUUUUGUUUGAUUUGCUCAUAGCCCGAUGUAAAACGGAACAAUCAUACAACCAUUAACAAAAAUCAACAUUUGCAUAUCAACCCCAGUGUUGGUAAUUACCGCGCAGAAUCUUUGCCUGACGUUAAUCGCAUUGGUGCUUCUCCAGAGAGAAACACAAUUGACUUAAAAGGCUGUUUAAAUGAUCUCGGUGACAUGAGGAAUGGUCGUUAUCCUGCUCGACGCCAUCCAUCACCUAAUGCAUCUCCACGAAGUCCACAUCACCAUCAUAUCAGUGGGGGUCAUCAUAGAUCGUCAUAUAAUGAACAGCGUCGAGGUGGUUCCUCUCCUUAUUCACCUGUUUAUCUCAGUCCUCCAAUGGAUACAAAUUGGCGGCGAACUAACUCAGAUUCAGCUCUCCAUCAGACGGGACUGAUGGCUGAACAAAUGGGUGCUUGUAGUCCUUUACAUCAACCUGGUUCUCCUCUAUCCCCGUCAGGACCUAACAGUGGUGCUAGCUCACCUCGCCGUAGUACAGUUCAUACAGUUGAUACAACAACUAAGACUUUUACCGCCAACAGUACACUUUUACCGCCAAAUAGCACGAUUAACAAUUCUGCCAAUCCCAAUGAUAUUCUAGAUCCGUAUCCAAUGGUGUUUGCCUCUCAAAAUUGGGAUCCUGGAAAAACAAAGAUGUUAACCAAUCAGCUCAAUCAUGAUAGCCUUUUAUCGGCCUCAUUGUGCAAUGAAUCUCGGCCUAAAUCAUGUGAAGUACCUGGUAUAACGAUACAACCCACACCAGAGGAUUCAUCGUCAUCAUCAUCAUGUUCUAGUAACAAUAACAAUAUCAUCAAUGAAAACAGUGUCCAGCACCCAUCAUCUUCACUUUCAAAUACUGGAUCGUUACCUGAUUUGACAACGCUACACUUUCCAGCACCACUUCCAACUCCUAUUGAUCUUGACGAGCAAACUUUAAAUCCGGUUACCAGUUUAAUGAGGAAUACUAUUAUAACCGAAUCAGUUUAUCCAAAUAACAAUAAUAGUAUCGAGAGCAACCCUAGUCCAGGAUCUCCAUUUACCUGUAUCACCUCAAAUUCAUUCAGCACCAAUACAACCAACUCUAAUAACAGUAGUAAACAAAAUCAAAGCUACUCACCUUCACCUUCCUCACCUUAUGGGCAACAGCAAAACAUUUUUACCCAAGACAACUUGUCUUCUUCGCACAUUAUUGCUAAUAACAAUUCUGAGAAUUCAAUUGUAUUGAAUAGUAAUCCUAAUCAUGCUACCAAUACAACUACCAUUAUCAAUAAUAACAAUAGUAAACAAAAUCAAAGCUACUCAUCUUCACCUUCCUCACCUUAUGGGCAACAGCAAAACAUUUUUACUCAAGACACCUUGUCUUCUUCGCACAUAAUUACUAAUAACAAUUCGGAUAAUUCAAUUGUAUUAAAUAGUAAUCCCAAUCAAACUAACAAUAACAACUCCGAGACUGCAAACAUAAUCAACUCUCAAAAUCCGACUUUCCAUCAUUAUUCAACCAAUGAAGUAACCGUUAGUCAUCAAAAUCCUUUCAAUAUAAAUUUACUGCCAGCUUCUUUACCUAACGAUUCUCGACCUAAAUCAACUGGUGGAGUGCCUGGUAUAACAAUUGAAACUUUGGAAGAUUCCUCCAACAAUAUUCAUCAUCAUUCAUCACAUCUUCACAAUCCUCAUCUUAACCACUCCCAUCAGCAUCAUCAACAUCAUAAUCAUAAUCAUUCUCAUUCUCAUUCUAAUCACCAUCAGCAGCAUCCUUCGUUUGCCAAUACCGGAUCGUUGCCUGAUUUAACUAAUUUACAGUAUACAACUUCACUCUCACCAAAUACUGAUCUUGAUCAGCCUUCCUUAUCACCGGUUACCAAUACAAUGGCCAAUACCAUUUUGACCGAUGCCUAUCCUAAUGCCAGUCCUAGUCCAGGAUCACCAUACAACUGUGUCUCCUCAACCUCAUUUGUCAACCAAACAUCAACCAAUUACUCUACAUUACCAGCAUCUUCAGCCUCGUUUGUCCAGCAACAAUCAUCCAUUUUCACCCAAAACACCUUUGAUGAUCUGAUUGAUCAAAAUGAUUUUGAUUUCAUCAAUUAUUUUGAAAAUUAAAACUACAACUUGUUAUUAAAAACUGAUUUUGAUCAAUGCAUGAUUAAAAGAAGUUAUUUCCACAUUGGUGCAUUUUCUUGGAAGAUGAAAGUGAACUCAUGGAGAAAGAUGCAGUAAAUAGGAAAUUUCAUUGCGAAUUUAAAAGGUUCUCAAGUGCAGGCUGCCGCAUUUACAGUGCAACAUUGUAUGAUAUUUGUAAGAUUAACAUUAGAUUCAGGAUUACGAAAGUGGAAUGAUAAUUUUAUCUUUUUUUGCGCCAUUUAACUCUCAACAAAGAUGUACUAAUGGUUUUAUGGCAUAUUGCAACUCAUGAACAUAAGUGGAACAUAGAUAUAGUUUAAUAUCUGAAACUAGAGAUGUUCCGAAUUGAUUUAUUGAUGGAUUCUGUUCAUCUAUGACUUAACGAAAUAGAUCGCGAUUGGUCUAUUGAAAGAUACACGGAAAAAAGUCUGCACUGUGACGGCAACUCCAAUAGCAGUUAUUACUCAUGAAUAGUUAUGAACAUAAUGAUUGAUCGGAAUUAAUGUGUUAUAACUGUUUAUGGAAAAUUUUUGUUUAACAUUGGUUCGAAUUAUUUUUGCUAUUCAAUCAAUUGUUCUGAGAAAAUUCCUCGUGACUUUCUUCGAGAUUCAGUUGUGACAAGUUGUACUCAAUCAAGAAAUGAAAUUUAAAACAUUUUACACAAACUCAUUGAUCUCUUUACUGCAUUAUUGUUAACUUUUAAUAAGCAGAUUUUUGGCUACAAACUAAUUUGAUCAAUUUUGGUGUUUCCAUCAAACAGCUAAAUUGAGCUAUAAUUUGAUUAAAAUUGUAUAUUAAUUGAAAAUUGAUGUAAGUUUUAAUUUUUCUCACUUUGAAUUUCAUUGUUGUUGAUUUGUAUGAACAAUUCCUCUUUACAAGGCAUUAAACGCAGAAAAAAAAUUAAACCAAAUCACGUUCCUGAUACAAAAAACACUUUGGUUGGAGUUUAAUGUAAUUUUAAAAGAGCAAAAUUUUCAGUUAAUUAUCAUUGUUAUUGUCUUAAUUCACCUGUAUCUAUGGUUUUGUUUACCUCUAUAUUACACUGUCUUCAUCAACCCAAGAAGGAUCAAAGCUGAUUAUGUACAUUUGGUGCCUUCAAAAUUUUCAAUAUUUUGUUUGUAAAAAAUUAAAAUCUAAUUGAAAUCAA
Messenger RNA from Tetranychus urticae (two-spotted spider mite), 3628 nucleotides. The record is from RefSeq and is a predicted model, not a curated record. NCBI's taxonomy places the organism in Eukaryota, Metazoa, Arthropoda, Arachnida, Trombidiformes, Tetranychidae.